GGAAUGGAGGAGGAGACUGAAGAUCCUGUUAACACCAGAGAGAGACAUGACUAUCAUGGAUCCUCUGGAGAGCCUCAACAACAUCCUGAUGAUGACGAGGCAGAGAAGAGUCUCUCCAGAUCAGAACACCAGAUGGACAACGCUAGCCCUUCCGCCCUCCCAGAGUCCCCGUGUCGUACCUCUCCCAGUAGCACCUUACUGCUGGGUCUGAAGAGGUUGUCUGUGUGGCUGGUGGACUGCAGGAAAACAACGGGGCUGAGUGGAACUGUGAGAGGAGAAGAGAAGAAAGGAGCGGAUCUGACUCAAAGCAAUGAGCAUCCCUCACCUCCCCAAGAUGCUGGUGCUGCUGCCAAUGUUGUUGAAGUUGAGGAGGAUGGCCCCCGCGGCUGGAGAUCCUGUCACUUCAAACCAUCAGAGAGACACUUCAAUGACACCCUUUCUGGCGUACAAAGCACCCUGCCCACCCCCUCAGAGGCAGAGUGUUUUAAACUGUUCCUUGAUAAGGAAUUGGUGGAGAGUGUGGUGCAGGAAACCAACAGGUAUUCUCAUGAACUGAAAGAGAAGACUGCCCCUGGUGUAAAAGGGAAGCUCUCAAAAUGGGUGAACACUACCAUCAAUGAAAUGUAUACCUUCCUGGUCACGGUGCUGCUGAUGGGUCUAGUGAAGAAGGGCUGUAUGAGGGACUACUGGACCACAGACCCCAUGCUGCAGACCCCUUUUUUCCAAACCCUUUUCUCCCAGGACCGCUUCCUUGUCUUGCUCAGAGCGCUCCACUUUGUGAACAACGCCACUGCCAACCUCGCCGACCCCCUUCACAAAAUUAGGAAUGUCCUGAGCAGCUUGACCAGGGCAUUUGGAAGAGUGUUUGUGCCUCACAAGGACUUGUGCAUUGAUGAGUUUCUCGUGGCUUGGAAAGGGAGGCUUGCAUUCCGCCGACACGUCCCAUCAAAGCGCCACAGAUUUGGAGUCAAGUUUUUUGUUUUAUGUGACUGUCUGACAGGAUAUGUACAGGACCUGAUCAUCUACACCGGCACCACCACAGAUAUAAAGCAUGUUGAGGGUCUUGGCAUAUCUGGAUCAGUGGUGAUCACCAUGCUGCAGCCUCACCUCAGAAAGGGGCACGCUGUGUUUGUGGACAGCCGGUACAGUAGCCCAGCCCUUUUCCAGUACCUUCUGAGGGAGAAGACAGGGGCCUGUGGCCCAGUGAGAUCCAACAGGAAGGGGAUGCCGAUAUUCCAAAAGAAAUUGAGCAAGGGGGAGGCGGAGUUCCAAACCAACGGGGAGAUAAUGGCGGUAAAAUGGCACGGCAAACGUCAUGUCCAUGUUCUGUCCACUGUGCACGCCUCCAAAAUGGCGGACACAGGAACACUGGACUAUGUCACCGGAGAGAGGAAGAUGAUGCCAGACUGUGUCUUAGAGUACAACAAGAAGAUUGGAGCAGUUGACAAAGUGGACAUGCGGAACAGUUUUGUUGAGUGUGCCAGAAAGUCCCUCAAAUGGUACAAGAAGCAAUUUUUCCAGCUAAUAGACAUAGCUCUCCUCAACGGUCACAUUGUCCACCGGCAGGUCACUGGACAGGUGAUCUCGUACCAGCAGUACAGGGUAAACCUGAUUCGGCAGAUCCUCGAGGACCACCACACUCCUCGUCGUCCGUGUACUGGGGGCCGGCCUGCCUCUGACAAUCCUCUACGCCUCACUGGACGCCACUUCCCAAGCGAUGUCCCUCGGACCACCCAGCAAGGGAAAAGCACGAGGAGGCAUUGCAAGGUCUGUCAAACAUCUACCCGGCGACAGAAACGAAGGAAGAUGACCAAGUACAUGUGUGAGCCUUGUAACACAGCCUUGUGUGCAGUUCCUUGCUUUGGCGAGUACCACACCCUCAAGCACUACUAAGUGGUAUUAGGGAAAGGGGGAUACCUAGUAAGUUGUACAACUGAAUGCAUUCAACUGAAAUGUGUCUUCCGCAUUUAACCCAACCUCUCUGAAUCAGAGACGUGCGGAGGGCUGCCUUAAUCAACAUUCACAGAUUAUGCUGAAAUUGUGAAAUGUAUGACUUGUUUGA
Coregonus clupeaformis (lake whitefish) is the source of this 2062-nucleotide messenger RNA. Its product is annotated as piggyBac transposable element-derived protein 4-like. The coding region runs from base 4 to 1893 and encodes 629 amino acids. The record is from RefSeq and is a predicted model, not a curated record. The transcript is spliced from 5 exons. NCBI's taxonomy places the organism in Eukaryota, Metazoa, Chordata, Actinopteri, Salmoniformes, Salmonidae.